Molecule: messenger RNA, 781 nt
Organism: Cucurbita moschata (crookneck pumpkin)
Lineage: Eukaryota; Viridiplantae; Streptophyta; Magnoliopsida; Cucurbitales; Cucurbitaceae
Product: signal peptidase complex-like protein DTM1
Exons: 2
Coding region: 233-553 (106 amino acids)
Biological process (GO): anther wall tapetum development
Cellular component (GO): endoplasmic reticulum membrane; signal peptidase complex
Source: RefSeq, a predicted model, not a curated record
AUCUAACUUUAUUAAAUAAAGGUACGUGUAUAGGGCCAAAGCAUUUAAAGAUACAGGUUACCGUUGAAGCCGAGCAGAGACAUUAAAAGAGCUGUACAAUAAAUGCUGCAAUAACUAAGCAGCUUCCACCGGCAAACCCUAGACCCCGGCCCUCACGCACUCUCCUCUUCUCUGUAAUGGCCGUCGCUUCGAGUAUUCUCUCAUUUCUUCCUUCCUUUUCAUCUCUAGAUCCAUGGCCGAAGACGCCGCACUUAAAUCCUCUCUGGUUUUCUUGGCCGCCGCCGUCGUUCUCGUCGGAAUCUCCACGCAUUCCUUCAAGAAAAUGGCCGUAACUUAUCUGGUCGGCGUUUUCGCCAUCGCCGGCAUCCUCUUGCCAGACUGGUGCUUCUUCGACCGCAAUUUCUCUCGGUGGAUUUCUCCAGUCACCGAAGAGGAAAGGGAAUCGUAUCGGAUCUCGACUGCAUCUCGGAAUCCAAGGUUUAGGAUUUAUCCAAAAUUGUGCGAGAAAGUUAGGUUAAGUGAUUUUGCAGUCUUUGCCAAAUCAAAUUCGUAAUCGUGUUUAUUGAAACUUCUUUUGGUUUUUGGAAGUGAUUUUUCGAACUCUUCAUUUGAAUGCAUGGAAACUGUUGCAGGUUUAGGAUUUAUCCAAAAUUGUGCGAGAAAGUUAGGUUAAGUGAUUAUGCAGUCUUUGCCAAAUCAAAUUCGUAAUCGUGUUUAUGGAAACUUCUUUUGGUUUUUGAAAGUGAUUUUUCGAAAUUUUCAUUAGAAUUCUUGGAAACUG